AUGAUGAACCAUCCAAAGCUUCUCCCUAGUCAGGAGCUGGUGCUUCACCAGGUUAGCGUUGACAGCUUCUCGCCCGCCACAGGAUCGGUGUUGAAGUUCCCGGUAUCAUCGUUGCUACCGCGCUCCCCAUUCUCAAAUCUGCUCACAGGCCAAGGGUCCGCGUCAGCCGUGCCAUGCUCACCUCUGAGCGACUCGAGCACCAUCGCGGCGCCAUCCAUCGUGCGUCCUCGAAUACGCCACCGUGAUGAAUGGGGGCCGUCGCUGGUCGACGUAGGGACAUUCGUGCUCGGCCCCAACAGCCUCCACACUUCGAGCUUCGACCGUCGGGAUCCGGUGUCAGUCCGGUACAUUGCAGACAAGUUUGAUCGUGCGUGGUUGUCCCGGCGCCCGGUGCUGGCCAUUCGAAGAGACGACGGCGUUGUGUCUCUUGUGCGGGGCAAAACUGGUGGCGCUGGCAGUUCCAUGCCAAUGCUGACGAACCUGAGCGUGUCUGUGCUGGAGGACACCUUCACCGCACUGGAGUUGGCCGCCCACGGACACCCCGAGGUCCCGCUGGAGCGCCUUCUGCUUUACGCGCGUCCUUUUUUAGGCGAACAUAAUGCAUGCGAGGAGGUACUGGAGGAGUUGCACACCUACUGGCUACUACGUCGCAGCGGAACAGGAGGGCUGCUACCAGGCAUUCCCAACCUACGUGUCACUGUGCGCGAAGACAACGAGCUGGCACUGUGCCACCCUUCAGUACUGCAGGACUGCCCUUUGCCGUUUAAGCAGCGGGACUGGUAUGUCCCUGUGGUGGAGCGUCGCCGACCCUCUCCCGUCGAUGAAGCCUCUUCCCUCAAGUGUCCUCGGACAGAGGCAUCGCCAGGAGACGCAAGAGCCAGCUCGCUUCUUGCGCAGCUCCAGGCUUGUGAAAUGUACACGGAGAAGGCGGUGCGCUUAAGUCAGGCGAUGCUUCGUCGUGAGGAAACACGUCAGGAGCACAUGCAGCUGACCCUUUAUGAGCUAGCAUCGCUGCGCAGCAUCGUCGAGGAGAAGCAAGACGACAAGGACGCGCUAGAAGUGACCUUGUCGGUAUUGGCACUCUCGCGCUGCCUCACGGCGCUGUUGCCACCCGCCGAGAGUGACACUGAGCAUAACCCACAGGUGCAGUAG
Messenger RNA from Leishmania braziliensis MHOM/BR/75/M2904, 1152 nucleotides. RefSeq lists its product as hypothetical. The record is from RefSeq and is a predicted model, not a curated record. The transcript has a single exon. The coding region runs from base 1 to 1152 and encodes 383 amino acids. NCBI's taxonomy places the organism in Eukaryota, Euglenozoa, Kinetoplastea, Trypanosomatida, Trypanosomatidae.